GGCAGCAUUCAGUCUAACAAACAAGAGUGUUUGUGUGUAACCGACGCUCUCCUCCUGCUGCUGCUAUUGCUACUACGAGCCAGACUCUGGAGAAAAAGGGUCGGAAGCUUGCCACCAUUCACUCCCCAACCUGCUGCCCGGCGUCUGCCAGCAUGUGCCGGACACUGUCUGCAUUCCCCAGCACCUGUCUGGAAAGAGCCAAAGAGUUCAAGACCCGUCUUGGAAUCUUCCUUCAUAAAUCGGAAUUGGGGACCGAGAGUGGGACUGUCAGCAAGUUUGAGUGGGGCAGCAAACAUAGCAAAGAGAAAUUUGUUCCAGAAGAUGUGUUAGGAUGGAAGGAAUCCUUUGACCAUUUACUGAGCAGCAAAAGUGGCAUAGCUGCAUUCCGGGCCUUCCUAAAGACUGAGUUCAGUGAGGAGAAUUUGGAAUUCUGGCUGGCCUGUGAGGAGUUCAAGAAAAUCCAGUCAGCUACCAAGUUGGCUUCCAGGGCCCAAAGAAUCUUUGAAGAGUUCAUCUGUAGUGAAGCUCCAAAAGAGGUGAACAUUGACCAUGAAACAAGAGAACUCACCCAGAAGAACCUGCAAGGAGCCACAGCUACAUGCUUUGACGAGGCUCAAGGGAAGACGCGCAUUCUGAUGGAGAAGGACUCCUACCCUCGCUUCCUGAGAUCAGCAGCAUACAGAGACCUGGUAGAACAGGCCUGUGAGGCUUCUACCUCCCAGCCCAGCCGCCAUGCUGGAGAAUGCUCACACACCUGAGCAGCCUGGCUGUAGCCACACCUCUUGGAUGGGGCAGCUCUUUGGGGGAGGCAGGAGCUGCAAGGUAGUUGGGAAGGACAGAGAGAGGAAAAGCAGCUGGAGCCUCAUGUUCUGGACUCCAACUCUCCUGAAAAUUUUCAAACUAAACUGCUAACAAAGGGAAUCCUCCCCCCCUCCACUGUGGGAGGGAACCGAAAGGAACAAAGGAGGCAUCUGGUCAGUAGAUCCCACUGGCUCCUUUCAUCCUCACCAGGAAAGCGAGGGUUCCUGAGACUAUCAGUCUUGGGGGAAACGAGUAUAAAUGGAAUCCUGAAAAUGGAAAGGCAUAAAGGGCAGAAGAACAAGAUGGGUGGCUUGCUUCUUAGUUAAUUCACUCAAACUCUGGGCAAGGAAGGGACCUCUGUUAUAUGUUGGGGAAGGGAUUGCCUCAAUCUGUUGGCCAACUACCAUCUACAGUUUGAGCCUGCCCAAGAUCUCUGCCUGCAGCCCCUGUGUUUAUAUCCUCUCUACCUUCAGCCAAGGGUCAAGAGGUAGGGAGCCAGGUGUGCUUGCACUAGAACCAGAUGAGGUUUUGGACCUCACUGAAAACAUCCCUGCGUCAGCUAUUGAGCCCUACCUAGGAAACCAUUUUGUUCUUGGGAAAGUGAUGUCUUAACGCCCUCUCCUGCCCUUUGCCGGAUAAACAAAGAAUUGGCAUGGGAACUGGAACAAAGUGAGAGUUAGGUUUCCUGAUUCCCAGUUCAGGGCUCUUUCUAUCGUAUCCCUACUUAAUAUGACAAAAGAAGGGAAAGACAUCUGCUGGGUCUGGCUUUCCAACCUAGGGAUGGGAAUUACAAUCACUGGGGACAGUUUGUGCCGAUGGAACUUGAACCAAAAUUACCUUAGGUCAAUGAGUCAAGGCUUUUUAUGGAGUCUAGGAAAGGGCUUGACUGAAAGGAUAGGGACAAGGCACAGGGUGAGACAGGGUCAGGGGACAGGAGGCAGGACCUCUAAGAGAAUCAACACCUCCUCCUUUCAUUCCCGAAUUUCUGAACAAAUGCAUUCCUCCCUGAGGCUGCCACUCAGUUAUCCAGACUGGAGAGGGGAGCGAUCUAGUCAGUCAGGUAGAGAUGGCCACAGGACUUCUGACGCAGGAGACAGAUGAACACUGCCCUCUCGACUUUGAGAGCUCCUCCAGGAAAAAGCAUUUUGUUGUUGUUAUUGUUAUUAUUAUUGUUAUUAUUAUUGUUAUUAUUAUUGCUGUUGUCACUAUUGUUAUUUAUUAUUUGUAAUUUUCAAAUCCCCUAGUCUGGAGGACCUCUCACAACUAGCAGCCAGAUUUUCCUCUACACCCAAAUCUACCUCUGAGGCUGCCGGGAGCCCCUCACAGAGGGUCGGGGGCUCCUCACAGCUUCCAUAUGUGUUUAUUUAUUUAUUCUGACAUUUAGGGCUGGUUUCCUAGAUGUGAAUGAAGCCCAUGAUCCUCCUCUCCUUUUUGACUGCAUGUUGCAUUCUUGCAAAAUAAAGUGAAAACCCCAAAUGGUGA
Vombatus ursinus (common wombat) is the source of this 2283-nucleotide messenger RNA. It is a transcript of the gene RGS16, whose product is annotated as regulator of G protein signaling 16. The coding region runs from base 153 to 758 and encodes 201 amino acids. NCBI's taxonomy places the organism in Eukaryota, Metazoa, Chordata, Mammalia, Diprotodontia, Vombatidae. The record is from RefSeq and is a predicted model, not a curated record. The transcript has 5 exons.